AGCGGGGAGCCGAGGGGGGAGCAGCCGGACACGGACCACUCUCACACGGAUAUCUCCGCUCGGAUCGCCGCAGGAAGACACCUCCGGGCCCCUCCGUUUCUCCUUCGACCCGGUCCCACAGUCUGCCGCGGGGAGAUGGCCGGUAUCCUGGUGUGGUUCUGGAACGAGCGCUUCUGGCUCCCGCACAACGUAACAUGGGCUGACUUAAAAAACACGGACGAGGCGACGUUCCCGCAAGCCGAGGAUCUGUAUCUGGCGUGUCCUGUAGCCUUCUGUAUCUUCAUGAUCCGGCUGGUGUUUGAAAGGUUUAUUGCUCGACCAUGUGCGAUGGGCCUGAAGAUCCAAACCAACGGGCCACAGAGAGCACAGCCCAACGCCAUCCUGGAGAAGGUUUUCACCGCUAUAACCAAGCACCCAGAUGAGAAGAGGCUGGAGGGUCUGUCCAAGCAGCUUGACUGGGAUGUACGGACCAUCCAGCGCUGGUUCAGACAACGGCGCAACCAGGAGAAGCCCAGCACCCUCGCCCGAUUCUGUGAAAGCAUGUGGAGAUUUACAUUCUAUCUGUACAUAUUUACCUACGGAGUGCGUUUCCUUAAAAAGACUCCCUGGUUAUGGAACACUAAAGAGUGCUGGUACAACUAUCCCUACCAGCCACUGACCGUGGACGUCCAUUAUUAUUAUGUACUGGAGCUGUCUUUCUACCUGUCCUUACUCUUUUCCCAAUUCACAGACAUCAGGAGGAAGGAUUUCCUGAUCAUGUUCCUUCAUCACGUGGCGACGAUCUCCCUCAUCACAUUUUCUUACGUGAACAACAUGGCCCGAGUGGGAACUCUGGUCAUGUGUCUGCACGACGCAGCCGACGUGCUGAUAGAGGCUGCCAAGAUGGCCAACUAUGCCAAAUGUCAGAUUCUGUGCAACCUCCUGUUUGCAAUGUUUGCGGUUCUCUUCAUAAGUUCCAGACUGGGGGUUUACCCUGUCUGGAUUUUAAACACCACCUUGUUUGAGAGUUGGGAGAUCGUUGGGCCCUACCCGUCCUGGUGGGUCUUCAACCUGCUCCUGGUCCUGCUGCAGCUUCUCCACUCCUUCUGGUCCUACCUCAUAGUGAAGACAGCGUGCCGAGCCAUAUCCAAAGGAAAGGUGGGGAAAUGGAAUCCCUUACAUGUGUCAAAAGACGACCGCAGCGACAUCGAGUCCAGCUCUGACGAGGACGACAGCCCCCCCCCCAGUCAGAAGCACCACAGCAGCGCCACCAACGGCACCAACAAAAGUCACGGGACCAACGGCUACCUGACGGGGGCCCCGUAUCCCGACGAACACUGACUCAGAUGACAUCACAACACUGGAGCCAUAAUACAGGCUCCAUCCAUCAAUCUGUGUGCGUGUGUGUGUGUGUUUGUGUAAUUGAGUGUGUGGUGGACACAUGAAAAACAUCGCCUGUCUGGUACUGAAAGUUCUUAUAAGAAUUUUGUGAAUGCAGUUUUGUUAUUGGUUCGAUACUUAACUCAUUUCCUCACGCAGUUUUUCAUCUUUGCAUUUUUGUCAUAUUUGCAUCAAAAUGCACUCAGUGAAAUAUCAAAGCACUCCUAUCGGUACAACCCACUUUCUGUUUAGCCAAUGAAUGAAAAGCAUUCCACUUUCCGGUGUAAGCAUGCUACUUUAACAAACAGCAGUCCGGCAUACUGGGGGUGUGUUUUCCUUAUGUUUGUCUCUUUCUGUGUUAUUUAUUUUUUCUAAAUGUAAUUGCAGACAUGCAAUAGUCAGACAUCUAUUCUACCUUGAUGUCAGUGUUAAAGAUAAUUAUUUUUUUUCCCACGCCACACAUCACGACGAGUAUGAGCACCCGCUGGAGACCUGGGCUUAUGGUUCAAUGCUACACCCCCAAAGAUUUGCCAAAAAACGAUGAAUUGAGUUCGUCUUUACUCACGAAUGGAUUGUAAUGUGGGAAGUCUACUCACCUUUUCAAAACAGAAAGUAAAACAAUCUCCACUCAAACUGUAUAUGAGAUGUCAAUAACAGUAUUAAUGUGUGUGCAUCAGAUAUGGUUCGAGGCUGUAUUCCCUAUCAAAGCAUUUUGUUAAGUAUUCUGGUACAUUUCUGGUUAAGCAUUUCAUUAAAGACCAUUUGCUCUCCUA
This is a messenger RNA of Pleuronectes platessa (European plaice), 2132 nucleotides long. It is a transcript of the gene cers6, whose product is annotated as ceramide synthase 6. Gene Ontology annotation, molecular function: sphingosine N-acyltransferase activity; DNA binding. The transcript is spliced from 11 exons. Gene Ontology annotation, cellular component: membrane. Bases 136 to 1320 code for a protein of 394 amino acids. Lineage: Eukaryota; Metazoa; Chordata; Actinopteri; Pleuronectiformes; Pleuronectidae. Gene Ontology annotation, biological process: ceramide biosynthetic process. The record is from RefSeq and is a predicted model, not a curated record.